Messenger RNA from Fukomys damarensis (Damara mole-rat), 1556 nucleotides. RefSeq names its product solute carrier family 25 member 19 (gene Slc25a19). The transcript has 8 exons. Bases 119 to 1075 code for a protein of 318 amino acids. The record is from RefSeq and is a predicted model, not a curated record. Gene Ontology annotation, molecular function: thiamine transmembrane transporter activity. Gene Ontology annotation, biological process: thiamine pyrophosphate transmembrane transport. Lineage: Eukaryota; Metazoa; Chordata; Mammalia; Rodentia; Bathyergidae. Gene Ontology annotation, cellular component: mitochondrial inner membrane.
UCGAAGGGCAGUAGAAUUUUGCCGUUAGCCGGCCUGAAGGAGAGUAGAGUUUAUGGAUCCCACGGUCGUCUGCGGAGUCGCUUGAUACUGAUGGACAUUGGAUGGGCCGGAGGCAGGGAUGGUCGGCUAUGACCCGAAGGCGGAUGACAGGAAUAACUCCAAGUUCGAGGUGGCGGUGGCAGGGUCUGUGUCUGGACUUGUUACUCGGGUGCUGAUCAGUCCCUUAGAUGUCAUCAAGAUCCGUUUCCAGCUUCAGAUUGAGCGCCUGUCUCACAGUGACCCGAAAGCUAAGUACCAUGGGAUCCUGCAGGCCAGCAGGCAGAUUUUUCGGGAGGAGGGCCCAACAGCGUUCUGGAAAGGACACAUUCCAGCCCAGCUUCUCUCCGUAGGCUAUGGCGCUGUCCAAUUUUUGUCAUUUCAGCUGCUGACUGAGCUGGUCCACAGAGCCAAUGUGUAUGACACCCACGAAUUCUCAGCGCACUUUGUGUGUGGUGGGCUGGCUGCCUGCGCGGCCACCCUCACCGUACACCCUGUGGACGUUCUGCGCACCCGCUUUGCAGCUCAGGGUGAGCCCAGGGUCUAUAAGACCCUGCAAGAUGCCGUAGUGACCAUGUACAGGACCGAGGGCCCCCUGGUCUUCUACAAAGGCUUGGCCCCCACCUUGAUCGCCAUCUUCCCCUACGCUGGGCUGCAGUUCUCCUGCUACAAGUCCCUGAAGCACGCCUAUGACUGGGCCAUACCGGCCGAUGGAAAGCAAACUGAAAACCUGAAAAACCUGCUUUGUGGUUCUGGAGCCGGAAUCAUCAGCAAGACCCUUACAUAUCCCUUGGACCUCUUCAAGAAACGGCUUCAGGUUGGCGGGUUUGAGGACGCCAGAGCUGCCUUCGGCCAGGUGCGGAGCUACGGGGGCCUCCUGGAUUGCAUCAAGCAGGUGCUGCAAGAAGAAGGUGGCCGUGGCUUCUUCAAGGGUCUGUCCCCAAGCCUGCUAAAGGCUGCCGUCUCCACAGGCUUUGUGUUUUUCUGGUAUGAGCUCUUCUGUAACCUCUUCCACUGCAUGAAGAAGGCGGACAGCUAGCUUGGAGGGCGGGAAGGGCCUGAGCUCCUCACUGGAGUCCAGCUUUCACAAGAAGCAAGACUCGACUUGGAUCUCACAUUGUGCUGAGAGGUGCCGCCUCAUCCAAGCACCAGGCUAGGUGUCCUAGGCAUGAAGUACGACUGGGAGCGGGGCGGCAGUCUUGACCUGUCGGCUGGGACUGCACCAGAGGGCAAGGACUUUCUUCCUGAAAGAACAGCAAGCAGCAUCCAGGUCUCAGGCUGUGGGGCCAGUGGCAGUGGGAAGCAGCUUGCAGUCGUUUCUCCUCUGUCCAGCCCGACCCAGAAGGAUCAGCUGCCAUCUUUCCUUCACAGCCUGCCUGCUGGGAGACUCACCAUUCUGGAAGAGGCUGAGGCUCCAGUGCUGAGGGCUGGGCUUGGGCUCUUUGCAGGAGUCUGGUCCCCACACUUGGGCUCUUCCCCAUCCACUUAUUUAAUAGAUAUUAAAGAGAAAAGCACAUUGC